Molecule: messenger RNA, 1014 nt
Organism: Penicillium subrubescens
Lineage: Eukaryota; Fungi; Ascomycota; Eurotiomycetes; Eurotiales; Aspergillaceae
Exons: 3
Coding region: 1-1014 (337 amino acids)
Biological process (GO): pectin catabolic process
Molecular function (GO): glucosidase activity
Source: RefSeq, a predicted model, not a curated record
AUGUUACUUCCCACUCUCUUGCUCGCAGCAGCGCAGCUGCUGAGUCCUGCGUCGGCGGCACUAUCGAUCCACGGGGCGGAUAUCUCGUCUCUGAUCGUGGAGGAAAAUGCGGGAAUCUCGUAUAAGAAUACCGCAGGGACGACGCAGAAGUUGGAGGUGAUACUGGCGGGUGCGGGGAUCAAUUCUGUGCGCCAGCGUGUGUGGGUGAAUCCUAGUGACGGGUCGUACGAUCUGGACUACAAUAUCAAGUUGGCGAAGAGGGUGCAGGCGCAGGGGAUGACGACGUAUUUGGACCUGCAUCUGAGUGAUACUUGGGCGGAUCCGAGUCAUCAGGCGACACCUUCUGGCUGGUCUACGACUGAUAUCGACACGCUUGCAUGGCAACUGUACAACUACACCAAGGAAGUCUGCGAUACCUUUGCCGACAACGGCCUGACCGUCGACAUUGUCUCGAUCGGCAACGAAAUCCGCAGCGGCCUACUCUGGCCCCUCGGCGAGACCAGCAGCUACUACAACAUCGGCCGACUCCUACACUCCGGCGCCUGGGGCGUGAAGGAUUCCAGUCUCUCGACAACCCCCAAGAUCAUGAUCCACCUCGACAACGGCUGGUCUUGGUCCGAGCAAGAAUACUUCUACAACACCGUCCUGAACAGCGAAUCGACCUUUGUCUCGUCAGACUUUGACUAUAUCGGCGUUUCCUAUUAUCCCUUCUACAGCUCUAGCGCGACACUCUCGGCAUUGAAGACUAGUUUGACAAACCUGCACUCGACGUACGGCAAGGACGUGUUGGUCGUCGAGACUAAUUGGCCGUAUUCGUGUCCCAGUCCGGCAUAUGCGUUCCCGUCGGAUCUUUCGUCUAUUCCGUUCUCUGUUGCUGGCCAGCAGACAUUUUUGAAGGAUUUGGCGGCUGUGGUUGCGGGUGUUUCGGGGGGUUGGGGAUUUAUUACUGGGAGCCGGCAUGGUUAUACGAAUGAUCAGGAGCGGGCGAGUAUGACGACGCUGGGGACAGUGUAG